Messenger RNA from Brassica napus (rape), 1946 nucleotides. Its product is annotated as probable carboxylesterase 1. Bases 821 to 1807 code for a protein of 328 amino acids. Gene Ontology annotation, molecular function: hydrolase activity. The transcript has a single exon. The record is from RefSeq and is a predicted model, not a curated record. NCBI's taxonomy places the organism in Eukaryota, Viridiplantae, Streptophyta, Magnoliopsida, Brassicales, Brassicaceae.
AGUAUUAUUACAUAGCUGAAGGUCGUUUCUGAAUUUGGAAAGUAACUUUCAGGCUUAAGUUUUACAGUUGUGUAUGGGCAAUGGAGAGUAUGGUAUUUGCAUAAGUUCCCAACCGUUUGAAUAUUUGUUGUGGGGAUCGUUGUCUGAUUUGUUGUGUAAAUAGGCUUCAAAGCUUAGCUUUCCUUUAGGCAUUAUGCAAAUGAACUGGAGUUAGCCGUGGAUUGGUUUCAUGAUUAUGCACAUCUCUUAGCGCAAAAGUGUAAUAAAAAGGAAUGGAUGGUCAAUUUGCAGGUGAGAGAGUUUUGAUCAGAGAGUCUUGUUUCCAGGUCGCUUGAGUUGUGUAAGAUAGCAACCUGUUCUGGAUGUGGCCAUUGUAAUAAGUGUUGGGUCGGUAGGGUUUAGUAAGGGACCUAUGUUUGGGGGUCUUGAGCUGGAUGGGCUUAUAUCUAUUGUCUGUGGUUGUUCCAAACCUUCUACAAUUCAAUAGUAUCAGAUGGUCAAAUAAAAAGAAUACUUUAAACAUUUACACAUUUCCUUAAUUUCUUGUUUUCUUAUUACGUCCGCGGUGUGACUUGAAUGAUUGCUGAAAAAAUCAAACAUAAAAAAUUCUUAUAACUUUUGAUUUGUUCUCAUAUGUUUAAGUUUCCAACCUACUUUACGACUCUAAUUGAUUUAAUCACAUUUUAUUACCGAACCAAUUAUUGAGAUAAUAAGCUAGUAGGUAGGUGUAACAAAUCCACACAAAAAACAAUGGAUUCAUAAUAAAAGAAAGACAUUAUUAUAUAAAAUCAACUAUCCAUUUUCUUCUAUCAAACGACCAAUGGAUUCAGAUCAGGAACUCGCAUACGACUAUUCUCCAAGGUUCCGUAUCUACAAGAACGGCCAAAUCCAACGCCUCGUGGCCGAAACCUUCGUCCCACCUUCACCAACCCCUCAAAACGGCGUCGUUUCCAAAGACGCCGUCUAUUCACCGGAGAAAAACCUCUCUCUCCGUAUCUACCUCCCUCACCAAACCCUCGAGACCAGUGAAGAGAACAAUAAGAAAAAGAAAAAACUCCCACUCCUCGUCUACUUUCACGGUGGAGCCUUCAUCAUGGAAACCGCUUUCUCCCCGGCUUACAACACUUUUCUCACAUCAACCGUUUCAGCCGCCGGCUGCAUCGCCUUCUCUGUGGAUUACCGCCGUUCACCGGAGCAUCCCAUUCCCAUCCCGUACGAAGACUCCUGGGACGCGGUGAAAUGGAUACUCACUCACAUCGCCGGUUCUGGUCCGGAAGAUUGGGUGAACGAUCACGCCGACUUCAGGAGAGUGUUCGUCGCCGGAGACAGCGCCGGAGCAAACAUCGCUCAUCAUAUGGCGAUCAGAGCCGGUGAAGAGAACGGAAGUAUCAAGAUCUCGGGGAUGACUCUGUUUCAUCCGUUUUUCUUUUCGAAAGCUAUCCUCGAGGAGCAGGAAGAUGGGGUGAGGAGAUACAUGGAAGGGAUUUGGGAGAUAGCGUGUCCGAAUAGCGAGAAGGGAGUGGAGGAUCCGUGGAUCAACGUGGUCGGGUCGGAUCUAUCUGGAUUGGAGUGCGGGCGGGUUUUGGUGAUGGUGGCGGGAAAGGAUGUACUUGCUAGGGAAGGUAGGGUUUACGCGGAGAAGCUGGAGGAGUGUGGAUGGGGAGGAAGAGUUGAAGUGGUGGAGACUGAGGGAGAAGAUCAUGUCUUCCAUAUUAGGAAUCCUGAUUCUGAUAAUGCUCGUUUACUUGUUCAGAGGUUUGCAGAGUUCAUUAGACAAGUUUGUUGUGACGACAACGUUAGAAAAUAGAUAACACAUAACGAAUAAAUUUGUUGCUUGUAAAGCAAGCAAAGUUCAAAACUUCAAAUGGAUCUACAAAACUCAAAAGUGUAAGAAAUGUGAAAAGUGCAGCGUUAAAGAAGAAAUUCAAGAGAUCUAAUUGUUAUCC